CGCUGAUUAACUAAAUUAAUACUAAAGAUGUAAUGUCAAAUCAUGUUCAUUGAUUCCUUCAACUUUUUAUUCUCAAGUUAGUCGCAUAACCUAUAAAUGUGUCAAGUAUCAUGGCUUCAUGGAUCACAGUGACACCGCGGCUCGAACGAGGUUUAAAAAUAGCAAAUCAGGUAGACAACAGUAAAUUCCGCUUACUAAUUAAUCGUAUUUGUCAGACGCUUCAGUCUGCUAUUGAUACAAAAAUAUUCAGUGAAGAAGAAGAGGAAAAACUAUUGGUUUCCUUGGAUUUGAAUAAGGAUGAUCUAACUUGCCUUUUAGAUGCGAUAAUAUUAAUUUACAAACAAGCUACUUGCAAUAUUGUAAAACCACAAUUGAUGGAAAACACUUUGAAGGACACUUUUAAAACGGAUGAUGAGAAAAUUCAGAUAUUUUUAAAUGCAUGGAUUACAUAUAGUAAAGGAAUAAUCGAUCAUUUUAGACAGAUGUCUAUAUUUCCUGUUCAGGUUAAAGACAUUGAUUGGUGUUUAAAUAUUCAAGCUGCAUCUUCCUCUAUUAAAAAAGACGCGCGGCCAAUGUCAUUAUUGCAGUUGAAUUUGACAGGAGAAGAGGAAUCAAAAUUAACAGUGGAAUUCGAUAAGAAAGAACUCAUAGAUCUGUAUCAUAAUCUAGAGAAAAUACAGUCACAAUUGGACGCUUUUAAAUAGUAUUUAGUUACUACUACUGCUACUACGCUCACACACACACAUUAUAUAUAUAUAUACAUAUAUAGUUAUUGUAAAAAAGGUUUAUAUUAUAUAAAAUAUAUUUUCUAACUUUUUACGUUUA
Molecule: messenger RNA, 825 nt
Organism: Bombus huntii
Lineage: Eukaryota; Metazoa; Arthropoda; Insecta; Hymenoptera; Apidae
Gene: Vlet
Product: COMM domain-containing protein 10
Exons: 3
Coding region: 111-704 (197 amino acids)
Source: RefSeq, a predicted model, not a curated record